This is a messenger RNA of Tachysurus vachellii, 1371 nucleotides long. RefSeq names its product neuropeptide FF receptor 2. Lineage: Eukaryota; Metazoa; Chordata; Actinopteri; Siluriformes; Bagridae. Gene Ontology annotation, molecular function: neuropeptide receptor activity; peptide binding. The coding region runs from base 1 to 1371 and encodes 456 amino acids. The record is from RefSeq and is a predicted model, not a curated record. The transcript is spliced from 3 exons. Gene Ontology annotation, cellular component: membrane. Gene Ontology annotation, biological process: G protein-coupled receptor signaling pathway.
AUGGCAUUGAAAACACUUGAGCCGAAUUCAACAACAUCUUCUGUGUCCAUCUUCACUUUUGAAAACUCAGGAAAUCUUUUGGUCGAUUCAAGCACUUCCUGUCCAUUUCCUACUGCCAAUAUUACUUAUGUGGAUUUUUACCUUCAUGAUUGCUUUGUGUCUACCAUCUUCAUUGUAUCUUACCUUAUCAUUUUUAUUAUGUGUAUGGUUGGUAAUGGAGUGGUGUGCUUUAUUGUGCUGAGCCUCAAACAUAUGCGCACUGUCACCAACCUAUUCAUUCUCAACCUGGCCAUCAGUGAUCUGCUGGUUGGAAUUUUCUGCAUGCCCACCACCUUAGUAGAUAACAUCAUUACAGGGUGGCCAUUUGGAAGUUUGGUGUGCAAGCUGAAUGGGAUGGUACAAGGAAUAUCCGUGGCUGCUUCUGUCUUUACACUGGUAGCCAUUGCUGUGGAGAGGUUUCGUUGCAUUGUUUACCCCUUCAAACAGAAGCUUACUAUUUCCACCUCCACUCUCAUAAUUGCAGUCAUUUGGGUUUUGGCUAUCUCCAUUAUGUGUCCAUCAGGUGUCAUGCUGCAGGUCACUAAGGAGAGCCAAAUCUCCAUUUUGUUAUGGGAUGGUAAUUCUACAAAGCCAUUUUACUGGUGCCAUGAGAAUUGGCCCAACAAGAAAAUGCGCAAAAUAUAUACCACUGUGCUCUUUGCCAAUAUCUAUUUGGGUCCACUCACCCUUAUUGUCAUUAUGUAUGCCCGCAUUGGGCUAACUCUGUUCAAGACAGCUAUCCCCCCCUCUAGAGACCAAGAAUCUAGUACUAGAUUUGGAACUGGCUCCAGAAAACAAAGUGGCUAUGAAACUCGCCAGAUAGCAUCAAGGAAAAAGAAGCAUGUAGUUAAGAUGUUACUGGUUGUAGCAUUGCUGUUCAUUCUGUCGUGGUUGCCUUUGUGGACACUGAUGAUGCUGAGUGAUUAUGCCAGCCUAAAUGAAUUUCAGCACCGGGUAAUAAACAUCUAUAUCUACCCUUUUGCCCAUUGGUUGGCCUUUUGCAACAGCAGCAUCAAUCCUAUCAUUUAUGGCUUCUUUAAUAAAAACUUCCGCAGGGGAUUCCAAGCUGCCUUUAAACUUCAGCUUUGUUCAAUUCAGCACAGCAAGAGUAGGACUUAUUUGCACCACAUUCAGGGGAAUGCUGUCCUGCCAACCAAUCUGAAUUUGGAGAUAAGUAGUGGUCCGCGCAGCAGACUGGGUAGGUCCAAAGAGUUAGGUAAAAGCAGUGAUAAAAGUUUGGUGAGGAACAGACAGUUCUCAGAAAAGAAGAACCAGAAAGAGCAAACCAUGAUCAUGGAGGAUCUAGAAAAGUUAUGUAUUAACAAGGACUAA